Molecule: messenger RNA, 859 nt
Organism: Lottia gigantea (owl limpet)
Lineage: Eukaryota; Metazoa; Mollusca; Gastropoda; Lottiidae
Exons: 3
Coding region: 1-327 (108 amino acids)
Biological process (GO): DNA-templated transcription; termination of RNA polymerase III transcription
Cellular component (GO): RNA polymerase III complex
Molecular function (GO): nucleic acid binding; zinc ion binding; DNA-directed RNA polymerase activity
Source: RefSeq, a predicted model, not a curated record
AUGUUGAGGUUUUGUCCAACGUGUGCAAACCUCUUGUUUGUGGAAGAAGGUGAUAAGGGAUACAGGUUUGCCUGUCAUACCUGCCCCUACAUUAAAAAUAUAACUAGAAAAAUAAGCCACAAGAAAUACCCCAAGUUAAAAGAAGUUGAUGAUGUAUUAGGGGGAGCCGCAGCCUGGGAGAAUGUAGACUCUACAGAAGAAACCUGUCCGAAAUGUGAACACAACAGAGCAUUUUUUAUGCAGAUUCAGACACGCUCGGCUGAUGAACCUAUGACAACCUUCUAUAAAUGUUGCAGCAUGGCUUGUGGACAUCGGUGGAGAGACUGAAAGAAUUUUACAAUGUAUGAUUGAAAUUUGUCAAAUACUGUGUGGACUCUCUGAAUUGACUAUACCAAUUAUGCAAUAGACAUAAUUGGUAAUGUGAACUCUCUGAAAGGGAUAUCAAGUUGACAAAACAAUAAAGGAAAUAAACUCUCUGGGAAGGAUGCCAUAAUGAAAAAUUGGUUAUGUGGACUCUCAUAAAGGGAAGAAGAGUUGUCAUACACAGUUUCUAAACAACAUGUGAACUCUAUAAAACAGACGAGUUGAUAAACUCAAAUACCAAUAUUAUAAUGUGAACUCCGAUAUAAAUUAUUAACCAUGUGGACUCUGAAUAUUGAACAAAGUAUUCCGUGCAAUUUGUUUUGCCUUGGGUCAAUGGGUACUAUUAGGUUGCUAUCUUUUAAUACCCAAUCGCAUUAUUUUGGGUACCUUGUGAAAAGUGAAGAACACAAAAAUAAUGUGUAUGUUUUUAUUAUGUAUAUUGAAUAAAUUAUGUUAAUAUAUAAAUUAUGUUAAUAUAUAAAUUAUGUUAAUAUAU